Molecule: messenger RNA, 10202 nt
Organism: Alexandromys fortis (reed vole)
Lineage: Eukaryota; Metazoa; Chordata; Mammalia; Rodentia; Cricetidae
Product: KIAA1549 ortholog
Exons: 20
Coding region: 149-5965 (1938 amino acids)
Source: RefSeq, a predicted model, not a curated record
GCCGAUCCGGCCCGGCCCGCCCCCGCCUCGCCGGCCUCGCUGCGCGCCGGUGCGCGGCGCCCAGUCCCCGCCGCAGCGGCCGCCCGCGUCCCGGGCCCGAGCGCGCCCACGCCGCGAGGCCGGUGUGCCGGGGAACCGACGCGUGGCCAUGGAGUGGGAGCCCCGCGCCAAGGUUGCGCUGGUGCCGGGGCGGAGCGGCUGCGGGCCUUCCUCCCGCCACCGCCGCCCGGGGUUGCUGCUCCCCGGCCUCUGGCUGCUGCUGCUCGCCCGGCCGGCCUCGUGCGCCCCAGAUGAGCUCUCCCUGGAACAGCACAACCCUUCUUUAAGUCUCGAGGAGCUCCUGCCGGAGACAAGCAUCAUGCCCAGCGCUGCACAUGUGGCCUUACCAGAGACUCCAGGGUCCCAGCCAAGCAUCCCUGCCCUUGCCCUACCCUCUGCAUCUGCUCCCACUUUUGAUACAGCCUUUUUAAAUCACAGACAUCAGACUCAAAGUACAACAGAGCACAACGUCUUUGGGGCACAUUAUGGAUUCGUGCCGAGUAACGAGGUGGCGGUUGAUGAUGAUGAGAUGGAUAACUUUCUGCCAGAUGAUCCCUGGACCUCUUCACGGGUGCUUUCCCCAACGCAGUCUGUCACACCGAGCCCACUGGAGCCACCCCGGGAAAUGCCAGAGCCUGGGAUGACUCCAUCGCUACCCAGGAUUUCUUUGCAGGAUGAAAUGCUAUCCGCAUGUCAGAACACAGUGCAACGGGCAACUGCGCACAUUGAGUCCGCCAGUGAUUUCAGCUCUUCCUGGUCAGCUUUUCUCACAUCUGAGGGCAUCAUUCCAACUCCUAGCAGGAGUUUGGUGCUUCAUCCUACGGAAGUUCACAGCCAGUUAUCGAGCAAGGCUUUGCCAGAGAUUGUAGCUUCCAUAACCGAGGGCGCAGAAGACCUCCUUUCCAGCUCCUGGAUUUCAGUGUCUCAGCCGUUCGGCGGUGGCGUGACUCAGCAGCCAUCUGUUCCCCUGUGGGAGGCGACACAGCCUCUUCUGGGUGUCCUGGCCACAAGCACAGACAGAUACCCUAAUGGGACCACUGCUUGGAAUAAACAUCUAGAGGAAGCCAUCUCUCUAAGAACACUCCCCAGUGCAACCAUGUCAGCUACAGACCCUGUUUUUAUCGGCCCACCUUCUGCGUUAUUCUCAGCCCCGCUGUCAUCUGUGUCUCUUGCUACCCAGUCAGCCGGCAUUUCGGAUAACCCCUUCCUCUCUAGCAGGGCCGGGGAAACCUCAGAACCACCGCGCAGCUCCACGGUCCCCAGCUUUACUGACCAGCCCCAUGUCCUCAACCCUGAGGCAUCCUUGAGACCACAUACCUGGUGUGUGUCCUGUGCUGUCCCAUCACCUCAGCAAGCUCUGGCCAGGAGCCUCACGGAGAAGGACAUGGGAUCAGGGGACGGGCUUGAGGCUCUGUCUACGGCCUCGGUGGAAGUGAGCCGUCUCUCUCCGUCGAGCAGCAUGGGCACAGACCUCUCUGAACUUGAAGAUCUUCAAGAAUUUGAUACUCUUUCCUCUUCCAGACCUGCCGUCCCCCUUCCUUCCAGCUCCGUGGGGUUCUGGGAAGUCCGCGUGGAUAUGUCACCUGAGGUGGAUAUGAGCAGCAUCGUCACCACCCAGGUGUACUCUUCCCACGGCCCCCUCUCCACACCAAGCUCACUUGAUUCCGCUUUUGGCCUCUCCGUCACCAACGAGCUAGCGACGCCAUCCAGUGUGACCCAUCUGUCGUCCUCAGUCAUCCCCAGCGUCCCUUUUGACUCAUCUUUCUCUUUGACAGCAGCUCAAAGCACGCCAUCCCUCCCAGCUGGACACCUAAGCCUUCGCACCUCCUCCAGUUCCGUCUCCUCAGUAGAGUCUAAAGUUUCUGCUGAUCUCGAACCGACCAGCUUUUUGGAACUCGAGUCUGGAAGUCUUUUGGAUUCCACAUCCAGCUUUUCCUCAACUCCAGUCGUGGGCUUCAGCACUCCGGCCCCUUCACGGUCAGAUGUGCUUGCUUUUCCAUCCUUGACGUCAAGUGACCCAUCAACCUUCCUUUCUCAGCCUUUCCCCACCACAGCCGAGACAUUUUCAUUGUCCAGCUUUAUCAGUUUACAGUCCCCUCAGCUUUUUGUUUCUAACCCCACGAGUCUAGAGCCAUCUCAACCUUGGUCCAGUUCAGACCUCCUCGUGAAGACAGCCACUCUCUUUCCUAGGCACUCCGAAAUGCCCCCGCUUUCAAGCUCCCCCUCUGAUUCUCUCAAGUUCGCCGAAGCGUGGAGAGUUUCCCUGGUCCAGUCCGACGCUCAUCUCGCCUCCACUUUCUCUGAAGCUACCUCUGUCUCUGAAUUUUCACUCAUUCCCCAUGAAUCCUCAGUCAGCACACUGGUGCCCUCCAGCUCCGAGACCCCCCUUGGCAUCUCAACUGCUGGGACUCACCUCUCAUCCCUGCCAGCUGGUUUCCAUUUGACACCCAUUUUAACCGAGUCAUCUCCAUUCUCGACGCUGACGCCUUCUGACGGCAGUGUGGGCAUGACAGACCAUCACACAUCUGUCUCACCCAUAUCCUCCAGUGCCAUUCCGGCCAGCACAGAGUCAGCCUCUAGCGUAUACCCGCCAACCACCCCAUCGCUUGCUCCUGAAGUCAACCCUUCACCUCUGCCCACAAAGCCAGUCAUGGGCUCAUCAUCGACACCCACAGAUUUACCACCCAAUACCUCCCCAGAACCAAGUACCUCCCCGGAACCAAGCAUGCCCCCCAUCAGCACUGCCCCUGGUGAUACCGUGGACUCUGCUCUGAACAGCGAGCCUAUGAGUCAGAACCCUCCGGGGAACAGUGCGCCCCCUCCCCAGCCCUCCCUCGGUCCUGUGACCACCUCCACGCUCGAAGCCACAGUUGGUACACCAGCACUGGCCACAGCCAAGCCGCCAUAUGUGUGUGAUAUUACAGUUCCCGAUGCCUAUUUGAUCACAACUGUGCUGGCCAGGCGAGCUGUGCAGGAGUAUAUCAUUACAUCAAUCAAAGAAGUGUUGAGGAUUCACUUCAACCGUGCGGUGGAGCUGAAGGUCUAUGAACUGUUCACAGACUUCACUUUUCUGGUAACAUCGGGUCCUUUUAUUUACACGGCAAUAUCAGUCAUUAAUGUCCUCAUCAAUAGCAAACUUGUGCGCGACCAAACUCCUUUAAUCCUGUCUGUGAAGCCGUCUUUCCUCGUGCCAGAGCCCAGGUUCCAAGUUCAAACAGUACUGCAGUUUGUGCCUCCGAGUGUGGAUACCGGCUUCUGCAACUUCACCCAGAGCGUGGAGAAGGGCCUGAUGACAGCUCUCUUUGAAGUGAGGAAGCACCAGGGGGCGUAUAACCUCACAGUGCAGAUUGUGAAUGUCACCAUUGGUUCUUCGCGGGUGGCUCCUCGGAGGGGCCCGGUGAACAUUAUCUUUGCUGUUAAAGGCGUGCAAGGCUUCCUGAAUGGGUCGGAGGUGAGCGAUCUGCUCAGGAACCUGACGGUCGUGGAGUUCAGCUUUUACCUGGGCUACCCGGUGCUGCAGAUCGCAGAACCCUUCCAGUACCCACAGCUCAACCUGUCUCAGUUACUGAAGUCCUCCUGGGUCAGAACAGUCCUCCUGGGCGUAGUGGAAAAGCAGCUCCAUAACGAAGUGUUUCCAGCCGAGAUGGAGCGCAAACUGGCCCAGCUGCUCAGCGAGGUGCCCACCAGGAGAAGACUGUGGCGCAGGGCCACGGUGGCUGCUGGCAACAGUGUGGUGCAGGUGGUAAACGUGUCCAGGCUGGAGGGAGACGACAAUCCUGUACAGCUCAUCUACUUUGUGGAGAAUCAAGAUGGAGAGAGACUUAGUGCAACCGAGUCUUCAGACCUGAUCAACAAGGUCGAUCUCCAGAGAGCAGCGAUCAUCUUGGGGUACCGGAUUCAAGGCGUCAUUGCCCAGCCUGUGGACAGAGUGAAGAGGCCAUCCCCGGAGUCACAGAGCAGCAACCUAUGGGUCGUGGUGGGCGUGGUCAUCCCAGUGCUAGUGGUCACCGUGAUUGUCGUCAUCCUCUACUGGAAGCUGUGCCGCACAGACAAGCUGGAUUUCCAGCCCGACACGGUGGCCAACAUACAGCAGCGGCAGAAGCUUCAGAUCCCCAGUGUGAAAGGCUUCGACUUUGCUAAGCAGCACCUGGGCCAGCACAAUAAAGAUGACAUACUGAUCAUCCACGAGCCAGCGCCGCUGCCGGGACCCGUGAAGGACCACGCCACGCCCUCUGAGAAUGGAGAUGUGCCGAGUCCAAAGUCAAAGAUCCCGCCUAAGAACAUCCGCCACAGAGGAAGAGUUUCUCCCUCAGAUGCCGACUCUACAGUCAGCGAAGACUCUAGCGAGAGGGACGCGGGGGAGAAAACGCCAGCCACUGCCCAUGAGAGCAAGGCCCACAGAGCUCCGCAGAGUGGUGCUCCCCUGCCCAAUUCAGGCAACGAGCAGCAUUCCUCGGCCUCCAUCUUCGAGCAUGUUGACAGGAUUUCCCGAUCCUCAGAGGCCAGCCGGCGGGUCCCCAGUAAGAUCCAGCUCAUAGCCAUGCAGCCCAUCCCAGCACCCCCAGUGCAGCAUCCUGUGCUGGCCGACCGAGUAGCAGAAACCAACAAAAUCAACAAGGAGAUCCAGUCUGCUCUGCGCCACAAGUCGGAGAUUGAGCACCACCGCAACAAGAUCCGACUGCGCGCCAAACGCCGAGGCCACUACGAGUUCCCGGUGGUGGAUGACCUGUCUUCUGGCGACACCAAGGAGCGACAUCGAGUGUACCGCAGGGCACAAAUGCAGAUCGACAAGAUCCUGGAUCCCGCAGCCAGUGUGCCCUCUGUGUUCAUAGAGCCCAGGAAGAGCUCACGGAUAAAACGUUCUCCUAAGCCACGCCGGAAACACCAGGUCAAUGGCUGUCCUGCUGAUGCCGAGAAGGACAGGCUCAUCACCACAGACAGUGAUGGCACAUACAAGCGGCCUCCGGGUGUGCACAACUCUGCCUAUAUUGGAUGCCCAUCUGAUCCUGACCUCCCGGCUGACGUGCACACGCCGUCCUCUGCUGAGCUGAGCAGGUAUCCAGGCCUGCCCUUCUCGGCCUCGCAGUACAUCCCACCCCAGCCGUCCAUCGAGGAGGCCCGCCAGACAAUGCACUCCCUCCUGGAUGAUGCCUUCGCCCUUGUGGCUCCCAGCAGCCAGCCUACCAAUCCCGUGGGAGCCAGUCCCGGGGUGCCAGCCAGCCUGCCUGUGAACAGCACCCCUUCCAGGGAAGAGAGGCGAGCCACGCAGUGGGGGUCUUUCUACAGUCCAGCCCAGACGGCCAACAACCCCUGCAGUAGAUAUGAGGACUAUGGGAUGACUCCCCCAUCAGGCCCAUUACCAAGCAGACCGAGCUUCGGCCCAGGGUUGCUGCCGUCUUCAGAGUUGGUCCCCCCUGAGCCCUCGCAGCCACAGUCAUCAUCUGACGCUCCAUUUGCUACCCGAGGGAUCUACUCUGAGGAGAUGCCGUCCGUGGCCCGGCCUAGGCCUGUUGGGGGCACCACAGGCUCCCAGAUCCAGCACCUGACGCAGGUGGGAAUCGCAAGCAGAAUCGGGGCCCAGCCCGUGGAAAUUCCUCCUGGCAGAGGCGGCCAGUACGGGGGACCAGGCUGGCCUGUGUACGGGGAGGAGGAGGCAGGGCGAAGAGAAGCCACCCACAUGCUCGGACAUCAAGCGUAUUCUUCUUCACCGCUGUUUCAGGUGCCAAGGACUUCGGGCAGGGAGCCCUCAGCUCCUCCCGGGAACCUCGCCCACCGAGGGCUUCAGGGCCCUGGGCUGGGUUACCCUACCAGCUCCACAGAGGACCUCCAGCCUGGCCAUUCCUCCGCCUCCCUCAUCAAAGCGAUCCGCGAGGAGCUCCUGCGGCUCUCCCAGAAACAGGGCUCAGUACAGAACUUCCACAGCUGAUCAGCCUCCCUUGCAGGUUUGCCAAGUAUCUGCUUCCUGUGGAAGCAAGACCAAAAGGAAAUCAACUGAGUGGGUGUUUGUAAGAGUCGGAAGCAGCAUCUCCGGGCAAGCCGCCCGAGGAAUGGAAGAAGUUGCAAUUGUAGAAGAUGCCAGAAAGACAACUCAUGGUUCUUUGCCGAGUUAGCAAUUUGGUGGCCACUUGGAUUCAGUCAAGAUGUGUGUACUUUGGGCCAAGAGCCAGCUCUUCACACACACACACACACACACACACACACACACACACACACACACACGAGAGAGAGAAAGAGAGAAAAACCAAAACCCAGACCUAAACUAACAAAAAUGUGUUAGUCUCUUCUUUCAAAGGCAAAAAGAUUAAAACCUAUAGGUUUGGUUAGGGAUGGAGGGGGCAGCAUUCCCAUGGGAGUCUGACCGGCACGUCCAACACACCCGCUGCUCUGCUUCCUGAGAAGAGAGAUUUCAAGACAUUUUAGUCACAGCUUGGUCCCUCUUUUCCUCCACGGGAACUUAUUUAAUAGCAACGUUAACAACAAGACACCCUGAGACUGUUUGGUAAUCUAAAACGCUACUGGUGAGAAACCUAGUGAUGGGUUGUGGAGCCUGGUGAUUCCAGACAAAGCCAUCGCCUGCGUUCUUUCUCCUUCUUCUGGUGCUACAGCUCCGAGGGCCCUUCACCUUUCUGUCUGUGAGAUUCCACUGUGGCUUUUGCAGUAGGAGAGUAUGUUGGCGGUUUCGUUGUGUUCUGGGGGUGGGGGGAAGAAAAGGAAAAAGGAACUGCGUUGGGGAGGGGGAAGCUUAAUAUUUAUUUGGUUAUUCAAAAUACAUAUCAGAGUUUAGAUUUUCGGUCUUAGUUGUAUUUGCUGUUUAUUGGUUGGGCUCGCCAGCCCUUGGUGACAUGGCGGCACAUCUCGUCCAUCCUACAGAACGAGACUGUUGGGUGUCCUCGCUGCCAGGUUUUGGCAGCUUGCUUACAGUUUGCUCACAGAUUAUGUUUGAAUGAGAAGUCUUACGGAAGCAGACAUUGUUUUCAGUGAUUCUCGGGACCGCCCGGUUGUCCUGAGUCUACCCUUACUAGUCAGGUUCCCUGAGCUCCAACCUGGAAGUGGGCUUAUGUUCCUAUCAACCUCCGUAAUGACCGAAGAAAUACAGGGUUUUGAGACUACAAAGGAAAUGGAAGCUCCCCCAUUUCUGAUUUUGCUAUUUUUUUUCUUUGCCCAAAAACUGUCUUAACUCUGGGUCAGCAAGAGGUCAUCUCACAGGUCACUCCUGAAGUAAGGUCACUCAGCCUCUGACAUUAUUCUCAAUGGCAUUCUGUAUUCUGGUGCCCGAGUGAGACUCUGGGACAUUGCAGACUAACAGGAGUCCCACCCCGAGCCUCUUCAUCACAACAGAUAAUGGGGUCGAGUUUGGGGUGGGGAGGGUUGGCCUAAUCAGAACCUGUAUGUCUGGGCAAGGUUUAAGGACACGAGAACAGCUUGAACAAGCUCCCAGCCCGUGUGCCUGGUGGCAGAAUUAUUUCUGCCCUUCUUAGUCAAUCUCAGGACACACAGUUGGUACAGCCAGUGCUUAGCUGCACACUUCAGAUGAGAAAGCAUGCAGGAGGGGACCCACACUCAUCUUCAGGUGGCCCGCAGUCUACAGAGCAUGGGAGGAGACCCUGCUCUGGGUUUAUUUGCUGAUCCUGGUUUAGUAUAUACUCUUCCCGCGCUGGAAGAUCCUCUUCCCAAGCCACUCAAAAAUACAAGUCUCAAGUAUUCAGGCAGAAUUUUAUGAUGACACCUUGUGAGAAAUUCAGAUCCUACAACACAGAAUAAACGGCCCUUUCUCACCCAGCGUCUUGAGUGUUUUGGACACUGAGCAUCCUAAGAAUGAUCAUCUCCUUUGUACACUGCCAAAAUAAGCCUCGGUGUCAGAGGAUGUGGUGACAACAGCAAUUUCGAUGCCUUUGAAAUUACAACAAAGGGAUUCUACCUGUGUUUUUAUUCUUAGAGCAGAUACACCUUUCAACGGGUGUCACAACCAAAGGUGGGGUGUAGUUUGUCACGCUGACCUUUUGGGAGCUCCCGCGCUCGGUUGUUGGUUAUGGAAAGCACACUCAGUUUAUACUCCUUCCCCCUAAACACCUGCCGCGGCAGGUUUACCACACUUGAACUGCUAUGGGAUAUGCCAGGCCCAACGGGUGUCCGGUCACUCAUCCAGUGUGCUCCCCUGAAGACGGUCGUCCUGUUCAACGUGGGUAAUUUUGGUGUUCCACAUAUUAAAGCACCCCAAAAUAAAAGUUAAGUGUAAUGUCUGUCCUUUGCUCCUAAUUUUACGAGUUCUGUUGAGAAACACAAACUUGCUGCAAGUCUGAGACAGCAUUUUAGGACAGUGUGCUUGGAGACGUGCUUUUUGGAAGUCUCCUUUGUUACUAAUCCCUUGUGUCCGGUUCCUUCAGAAUGUCAGUCUUGUUACCACCGAGACCAUGCCGCCUCCCCCUCCCCCCCCCCCACCUCAUAGGAUGUGCUUCUCAGGAUCAAGUGUGAUUCUGCCUGCAAAUGCCCCUUGAGGAGGGAGCCUCCGUCACUGUGGACAUGAAAGAUGUCAUCUGUGUGAAUGUUCUGGCGUGGAUGGUGUGUUACACUGUGAUCUGCCAGUAUCUAGGUUCACAUGUAGGCAGUCAGACCCACACUGAGAGCCCAGCGUCACGUGACCCCUCUCACUGCCGGUGUGCUUCAGAGUGACCGCUUUCUCUGUUGGCUCCAAAGGUCCCCCCGAAGCAUCCUUUUUUUGCUCCUGAGUUUCUGCAGUUUCUGAUACUAUGUAGGUCAGCAGACAUGAUCCCUGUCUUCUGAGAGAGCUGAGACUCUCAUCUGGAUAGUGCAGACGGUUAUAAAAGCUGGACACUCCAGAUAAGCAGCGUGGGCUAGAUAUCCAUAGCAUGCAAAGGACACAGGUGUGCUGGGUAUUUAGAAGUCAUUGAAGUCACAUGUUUGGGGUUGAUGAGAUCUUAGGGGAGAAGUCAACUGCAGAAGCCACUUUGAUGUUACUCAGGCCAGUAAUGGUAUGGCAGGGGGUAAGUCCCACAGUUGUCCUGGGAAAAGGUUUAAAAAUUGGGUACUCUUAAAAAAAAAAAAAAGGUACUCUAAGCCAGGUGGUGGCGCAUGCCUUUAAUCCUAGCACUUGGGAAGCAGAGACAGGUGGAUCUCUGUGAGUUCGAGGAUAGCCUGGUAUACAGAGUGAGUUCCAGGACAGGCUCCAAAGAUACAGAGAAACCCUGUCUCAAAAAAAUAAAAAGGAAGAAAGAAAGAAAAAGAAAGUGACCUCGCUCUUGAGCUGAGAUAGUGUGAACACUCAACCCUUAACUGCACUGUUUGAGAAGAGGAAGCAGGGUGAGGAAACCUGUCCAAUGAGGCAGCAAGCAAAUGGCCAGGCUGGUGAGGCUCUGCCUAGCUAGGAAGAGCGGUGGGGGAAGGGAGAUCAGAGUUCAAGAACUGCUGAUGUCUGGUCUAAAGUAAGUCAGUGGUGUUGACAUGGACCCUUAGCUUGUGGCGGAUCUCCAUGGCCCUCUGUGGUCUUUAGCAGGUUGUGGAUAGGUACAUCUGGCUUCUUUACACCGCCAUGUUUUCCUCCAAUUUUUAUUUCAUUUCAGAGUGUGUGUUGAUUUUGAUGGCACAAUGACUUUUAAGCAGUUGGGUUUUUGCCAAGCGGAAUUUUUGAAGACAUGAGGCCUGUGACCCAAAGCGCGUGCAGGUCUCUUAUGCCUGGAAGGCUUCCGGCUGAAACCAGCAAACCCCUAUUUUCUUGUCUACAAUGUUUACUGCAGUUUCAGGUCUUUGUGAGUGCUCUAGACACCAAGCUAGUCCCCAGACACUAGUCUGUUUUGGGAGGACUUCACGAGUUAAUCAUUCGUUAGGCCUGCCUUGACCCCUUCACCCUGGAUUCUUAGGUGGGAAUGAAUUAGACACUUGGACAAAUGUUGGAUCAAGGUUCUGGGCACAGGGCCGGGUGCUCCUGUCUUUACUAAGCUCACUGCUAGUGGAGUUUUUGCCCUGCCAUUUCUACCUCCAAAGCGAGGCUCCAGAGCUUGUCAGCAGAGCCUGCUCCUCCACAGCUGGUCCAAGCUGGCGUAGGAGGAAGUCCGCUUCACCUGUGGGCACAAACACGUCCGAAUGAGACAGUCCCUGGAGCUUCGCCAUUUAGUCCAGCCCAUUACAGGCAUUCCCGGAACAGGUGA